CCAGGUCAGGCCAGGCGGGCGCCCGGAGCCGGGAACCGGGAGCCCGGAACCCGGAGCCCGGAGUUCGGAGCACAGAGUUCGGAGCGGGCUAGGGAGGCGGCGUUGUCGCGGCGAGGAGGUGGGCGCGCUGGAGCAGGAGCGGGGCCAGAGCUGGAGCCGAGGCGCAGGUGGCGCUGGGUCACCUGCGAGGCCGCUGGCCAGGCCUGAGCCUUUGCCACCAUGGCCAUUGUGCAGACUCUGCCAGUGCCACUGGAGCCUGCUCCUGAAGCUGCCACUGCCCCACAAGCUCCAGCCAUGGGCAGUGUGAGCAGCCUUAUCUCAGGCCGGCCCUGUCCCGGGGGUCUAGCUCCUCCCCGCCACCACGGCCCUCCUGGGCCCACCUUCUUCCGCCAGCAGGAUGGCCUGCUGCGGGGUGGCUAUGAGGCACAGGAGCCGCUGUGCCCAGCUGUGCCUCCUAGGAAGGCUGUCCCUGUCACCAGCUUCACCUACAUCAAUGAGGACUUCCGGACAGAAUCACCCCCUAGCCCAAGCAGUGAUGUUGAGGAUGCCCGAGAGCAGCGGGCACACAAUGCCCACCUCCGCGGCCCACCACCGAAGCUCAUCCCUGUCUCUGGAAAGCUGGAGAAGAACAUGGAGAAGAUCCUGAUCCGCCCAACAGCCUUCAAGCCAGUGCUGCCCAAACCUCGAGGGGCUCCGUCCCUGCCUAGCUUCAUGGGUCCUCGGGCCACCGGGCUGUCUGGGAGCCAGGGCAGCCUGACGCAGCUGUUUGGGGGCCCUGCCUCCUCCUCCUCUUCUUCCUCCUCCUCUUCAGCUGCUGACAAACCCCUGGCAUUUAGUGGCUGGGCCAGUGGCUGCCCAUCAGGGACGCUAUCCGACUCUGGCCGAAACUCACUGUCCAGCCUGCCCACCUACAGCACCGGAGGUGCCGAGCCAACCACCAGCUCCCCAGGCGGGCACCUGCCUUCCCAUGGCUCUGGGCGAGGGGCACUGCCUGGGCCAGCCCGAGGGGUCCCUACUGGGCCCUCCCACUCAGACAGUGGCCGGUCCUCCUCCAGCAAGAGCACAGGCUCCCUGGGGGGCCGUGUGGCUGCCGGGCUUUUGGGCAGUGGUACCCGGGCCUCCCCUGACAGCAGCUCCUGUGGGGAGCGCUCACCACCACCCCCGCCUCCACCUCCUUCCGACGAGGCCCUGCUGCACUGUGUCCUGGAAGGAAAGCUCCGAGAGCGGGAGGCAGAGCUUCAGCAGCUGCGGGACAGUCUGGACGAGAAUGAGGCUACCAUGUGCCAGGCAUACGAGGAGCGGCAGCGGCACUGGCAGCGAGAGCGCGAGGCCCUGCGAGAGGACUGUGCAGCCCAGGCACAGCGGGCACAGCGGGCCCAACAGCUGCUGCAGCUGCAGGUGUUCCAGCUGCAGCAGGAGAAGCGGCAAUUGCAGGAUGACUUCGCACAGCUGCUGCAGGAGCGUGAACAGCUGGAGCGGCGCUGCGCCACCUUGGAGCGGGAGCAGCGGGAGCUCGGGCCAAGGCUUGAGGAGACCAAGUGGGAGGUGUGCCAGAAAUCAGGCGAGAUCUCCCUGCUGAAGCAGCAGCUGAAGGAGUCUCAGGCAGAGCUGGUGCAGAAGGGCAGCGAGCUGGUGGCCCUGCGAGUGGCACUGCGGGAGGCCCGUGCUACCCUGCGGGUCAGUGAGGGCCGUGCGCGGGGUCUACAGGAGGCCGCCCGAGCUCGGGAGCUGGAGCUGGAAGCCUGUUCCCAGGAGCUGCAGCGACACCGCCAGGAAGCCGAGCGGCUGCGGGAGAAAGCUGGGCAGUUGGAUGCUGAGGCGGCUGGACUCCGGGAGCCCGCUGUGCCACCUGCCACCGCUGACCCAUUCCUCCUGGCAGAGAGUGAUGAGGCCAAAGUGCAGCGGGCAGCAGCCGGGGUUGGGGGCAGCUUGCGGGCCCAGGUGGAGCGAUUGCGGGUGGAGCUGCAGCGGGAGCGGCGGCGGGGUGAGGAGCAGCGGGACAGCUUUGAAGGGGAGCGGCUGGCCUGGCAGGCAGAGAAGGAGCAGGUGAUCCGCUACCAGAAGCAGCUGCAGCACAACUACAUCCAGAUGUACCGGCGCAACCGGCAGCUAGAGCAGGAGCUGCAGCAGCUCAGCCUGGAGCUGGAGGCCCGGGAGCUUGCGGAGCUGGGCCUGGCUGAGCAGGCCCCCUGCAUCUGCCUGGAGGAGAUCACUGCUACUGAGAUCUAGGGCCCUCGGCACCCAGCUCUAGCUCUGCCAGAGGGGCAGCAGCUGCAGAUCCACUUAGGCCCCAGGGCCCACGGAUGACCCCAAAAGCUGAGGGCCCCAAAGCCACUUGUCUCCUAGGAUCCAGGCCUCUGGGCUUCUGCCAGGAACUUGGGAUGGUCGUAUGACUUGGAGGAGCGAGAUCAGACCGCUCGAAGGUCCCCGUGUUCACUGUCACCCAGAGGCUCCUGUCACUACCCACUUUAUUCUCCACUGCUGCCAGUGCCACUGCCAACCCUGUUCACAGGCGCUUCCAGCCCACUCCAGCCAGGGGAGCUAGGAGGAAGAAGGGGCUCCCUCCUCUCCACAUUCCCCCUGACCCCGAAGCCAGAGAAAGCCAGAUGGCACCAGCUGCUCCAGAUGUGCCUGCCCAUAUUGGGGGACAGGGCCGGGCCUGGGCUCGGUUCCCAGGUUCGAGCUCUGCAGCCUCUCUCCUGGAGUGAGGGGGCUGAAGUCAGACCAAAGGAAGAACUCAGAAAUGUCUUGUUUAUUUGUGUUUGUGACCAAGCAGCCUCUCCCUUCACCCAGGUUUAUGGCCUCGUUUUCACUUGUAUAUUUUUCACACUGUAAAUUUCUUGUACAAACCCAAAGAAAAAAUUAAAAAAAAAUUUUUUUUGUUUAAAAAUAA
Molecule: messenger RNA, 2893 nt
Organism: Mandrillus leucophaeus (drill)
Lineage: Eukaryota; Metazoa; Chordata; Mammalia; Primates; Cercopithecidae
Gene: LZTS2
Product: leucine zipper, putative tumor suppressor 2
Exons: 5
Coding region: 220-2229 (669 amino acids)
Biological process (GO): cell division; negative regulation of canonical Wnt signaling pathway
Source: RefSeq, a predicted model, not a curated record